Racocetra persica is the source of this 504-nucleotide messenger RNA. The record is from the annotation of a GenBank genome assembly. Lineage: Eukaryota; Fungi; Glomeromycota; Glomeromycetes; Diversisporales; Gigasporaceae.
UUGGUGAACUUGCUUGUGCAAUUCAUGCAACUUUGAAUAUUUAUGGUCAACAUGUUGAUUUUAUUGUUAGUCAUAAUGGUCAAGAAGAGAAUCCAUUGGAUCGUGAAUUACAAACUACCGAAUUGGCUCGAAUCAUGCGUGAAUCUCCUAAUCCGUUCGUAUUCUUGGGAUAUGUUGUGACAGCACCAUUUCAACAUGUUUAUCAUAUUCUUUUUGAUGAUGGUCACAUAAAUGAUAUUGAUCCAUCUGAGAUGUCUAGAUGGUGUGAAUACAUUGGAUUCCGUGGGCUAAAAAGAAUAGCAUUUGCACGAGUCAGUCAUGGUCACAUUACUGAUACAGAAAUUCAAGCUGGUAAAUUCCUUGUGGUCAAUGAUUCAAAUAAUAUUUCAAAUAAUGAUUUGAAUCAACAAGUUCCAAAGGAUCAUUAUCCAGCUUCAAUGCAAUUCCCUGAAAUGUUUUACAAUGAAGGAAUACGUGGUCAUCGAUAUGACGAUACCUAUCCUC